AUGACUUACGGAAGGAGAUCGAACGCGAAUUUCGGCACGGCGGUCGCCGACGUCUGGAGGCGUGAAGUCGGCGAGCUAUCCACUAGAAGCUUCGCUCAACGCUUAGCGGCCUCUCAGGACCUUGUGCUUCGUCUGGAUAUCGUAAGAAAGCUAGACAAGCACCAUGGUUGCGUGAACACUGUUGGCUUUAAUGAUACCGGUGAUAUUCUUAUAUCGGGUUCUGACGAUAGGAGGGUCAUUCUCUGGGAUUGGGAAACUGGUCGAGUUAAACUUUCUUUCUUUUCCGGUCAUGAUAACAAUGUUUUCCAAGCCAAGUUCAUGCCUUACACUGAGGAUAGAAGCAUUGUUACUUGUGCAGCUGAUGGACAGGUCAGACAUGCUCAGAUUCGCGAAUGUGGAGCAGUGACUAACUUGCUGACUCAACAUCAGGGAAGGGCGCACAAACUAGCCAUUGAACCUGGAAGCCCUCAUAUAUUUUAUAGCUGUGGGGAGGAUGGAUUGGUUCAACAUAUUGAUCUGAGAACUGGAAGUGCCACCAGCCUUUUCACCUGCAAACCUGUGCCGAGCCAGAGUUAUUUCUCUUGUGUUCAUCUAAAUGCAAUCACUAUAGAUCCAAGAAACCCAAACUUAUUUGCUGUCGGCGGAGCAGAUCAAUUUGCUCGGCUUUUUGACAUCCGUAAAUACAAGUGGGAUGGGUCAUCCGAAUUUGGCCGUCCUGUUGAAUUCUUUUGCCCCAUGCAUCUCGUCAAAGAUGAGAGUGUUGGCAUAACAGGGCUGGCAUUCUCCGAGCAAAGCGAGCUUCUUUUGUCCUACAAUGAUGAGUUUAUCUAUCUCUUCACAAAGGAUAUGGGGUUUAGACCUCAGCCCUCUUUAUAUGAUGAUAAUGAUCCAUGUCCUUUGUCUCCUUAUAACAAGUCUCCUUCACGGGUUCUAGAAGAUCUAACAGAUGCUCCUCAGGCCUACAAAGGGCACAGGAACUGUGAGACUGUGAAGGGCGUUGGUUUCUUCGGUCCGAGGUGUGAGUAUGUCGUGAGUGGGUCAGAUUGUGGUCGGAUUUUCAUUUGGAAGAAAAAGGGCGGAGAGCUCGUUCGUGUUAUGGAAGCUGAUAAUCAUAUAGUGAAUUGCAUCGAGGCCCAUCCUCAUGCUACGGUGCUUGCUAGCAGUGGACUGGAGCAUGACAUAAAAAUCUGGAUCCCGAAAGCUAUAGAGAGAGCCAUUUUGCCAACUAACAUUCAAAAGGAUAGAGUCCUCAGUUCACUAAAUCGACGAAUCGGUUUCUUCCCGUUUGGUGUCUUUUACGACGACGAUGAUGAUGAUGAUGACUUCAUCAACACCGAUGAUGACUUCAUUUAUUCCCAGGACGACGAAGAUGAUGAUGAUGACGAUGAUGACAGCGACGAUGAUGACGAGGAUGACAGCAGCAAUGGUGGUGAAGGUAAUAACCACAACAAUGAUGAUCACAUCUCGGAUGGAUACCGCGUAGAGGAGGAAGAAGGUGAGGAAAAUAAUUCUGAUAACGAUAAUAAUGAAAAUUCUGAUUCGACUGUCUUUGGGGAUGCGGAUGAUGACGAGAAUUUCGGUUCGGAGAACUUCUGUGACAACGAGUUUGAAGAGAUGAGCCUAUUGGAGGAGGGUGGUGAUUCCGAGGAUGACGAUUCAUUCGCUGAUAUAUGUGAUGAUGUCGAUAAUUAUUGUGAAUGUGGGAAUGAUGAUGAUGAUUAUGAAGAUGAUUCGGACGGUGAGUGA
Molecule: messenger RNA, 1746 nt
Organism: Striga hermonthica
Lineage: Eukaryota; Viridiplantae; Streptophyta; Magnoliopsida; Lamiales; Orobanchaceae
Source: the annotation of a GenBank genome assembly